Messenger RNA from Xenopus tropicalis (tropical clawed frog), 1779 nucleotides. It is a transcript of the gene cant1, whose product is annotated as calcium activated nucleotidase 1. Gene Ontology annotation, molecular function: nucleoside diphosphate phosphatase activity; calcium ion binding. The transcript is spliced from 4 exons. Lineage: Eukaryota; Metazoa; Chordata; Amphibia; Anura; Pipidae. The coding region runs from base 349 to 1551 and encodes 400 amino acids. The record is from RefSeq and is a predicted model, not a curated record.
UCAAGCAGGCGGCUACGUGCGAGUCACCGCGCUUACGUGGAGUCGUUUGGACAAACUCUCGCGAGAUGAGACUUUGUGAAGUCGAAAUUUUCUGAAAGGCAGAAGGCAGGGAUCUUGCAAUGAGCAGCUUUGCGGGACGUGUAAGUAGCGAUCCGGAACUGCUGACUGUUGAAGGAAAAGCAGGACUGCCGGGCAGUGUAUAUGCCCAACAUCAUUUGUGCCACGUUGUUUUAUUAUAAGUGGGUAUAAAGUAUUAACUCAAGUAUAUCUAUCUGGCUGUCAUCGCUCAGAAGGAAGGCAAGUUUACAGCUGAACUAAUACAUGGUGCAAAUCCGUAAUUGAGUCUAUAUGAAAUCUUCACAUGUGGAAUGUAAAGAUUCUAUGAGCCCACUGAGGAUCAGUGUGGGUGGUCUUCCAGUUCUGGCUUCCAUGACGAAGACAGCGGACCCCCGUUUCAGGCCACGCUGGGGUGCUAUUCUUCUCUCGGGGGUCGGUGUUGCAUUAUUGCUGUUUCUUCUCUGUUACCAUCGCUCCUCAGGGCCACGGACGGCAAUCUCAAAUGCCCACAACUGGAGGAUGGGGCAUCAUGUGGCUGAGGGGCUCUAUAAUGACACUUACCCACUUACUCCUCCACUCAGAACUCCAGAGGGUCUUCGCUAUCUUAUUGCAAUAAUUGCCGAUUUGGAUACAGACUCUCGAAGUACCAAGGCUAAUACUUGGAUCAGCUAUCUGAAAAGGGGUUAUCUAACUCUGUCUAGUAGUGGAGAUUUUGUGUCGGUCGAAUGGGAGAAAGAGGACAUUGUGUUGGAAACGCACCUUGCAGAAAAGGGACGCGGAAUGGAGCUUUCAGAGCUGAUUGUGUUUAAUGGGAAGCUGUAUUCUGUGGAUGACCGCACAGGGGUGGUUUAUAGAAUUGAGGGAAGUAAAGCUAUACCUUGGGUCAUACUCCCAGAUGGAGACGGGACUGUGGGCAAGGGGUUCAAGGCUGAGUGGCUGUCAGUUAAGGAUGAGCAGCUGUAUGUUGGUGGUUUGGGAAAGGAAUGGACUACUACAUCCGGGGUGGUGCUAAAUGAAAAUCCUGAAUGGGUGAAAGUGAUUGGACCACGGGGUGACAUCCAGCAUCACAACUGGGUUUCAAAUUACAACUUGUUGCGAUCAGCAGCUGGCAUCGAACCACCAGGAUACCUGAUUCAUGAAUCUGCAGAAUGGAGUGACUCUUUGCAGAGUUGGUUCUUCUUGCCCCGUCGUGCCAGUCAAGAACAAUACAGUGAAAAGGAGGACGAGCAGCGCGGUUCCAACAUUCUUCUUCGUGCUUCUCCUGACUUCUCAGACAUCAAAAUGUCCCACGUGGGAACACUGAAUCCCACUCAUGGCUUCUCCUCCUUUAAAUUCAUUCCAGGCACAGAUGAUCAGAUCAUUGUGGCUCUGAAAUCAGAAGAGGAUAAUGGCAAAGUAGCCACAUAUAUAACUGCAUUUACAUUGGAUGGUAGAAUUCUCUUACCCGAGACUAAAAUAGGAACUGUUAAAUAUGAAGGAAUUGAGUUCAUCUGAAAUCUCAUCUAAGAUUUAAUCAAUUUAAUCAGACAUUGGGAUCUCCACUAAAGUCAAUUAUCAAACUCCAAUUAAAAAAGGAACACAUUAUAGUGAAUUGGGCGAUUUAUUUUCUGACAAUGAUAUGAAUGAAUUCAAGUGGCUAUCAUGUCCUUCGUUAUCAAAAGGAGCCUCGUCGAUUUGUCAGGGUGCCUGAUAUGCUUUUAUUAAACAAUGUUUUUUUUAUUA